Papaver somniferum (opium poppy) is the source of this 7236-nucleotide messenger RNA. RefSeq lists its product as uncharacterized. The transcript has 26 exons. The coding region runs from base 160 to 6681 and encodes 2173 amino acids. The record is from RefSeq and is a predicted model, not a curated record. Lineage: Eukaryota; Viridiplantae; Streptophyta; Magnoliopsida; Ranunculales; Papaveraceae.
CGAGAGAACUUCAGAAGAAAUAAAAAACCAGAUCAAAUUUUGGAUGCUAAAACCCUUCUCUCUUUCUCACUCAAAAAUCUUGAAGAACAUCAGAUGUUCAAAUUCUAAAACCCAGAAGAAACAAGACGAAAAAAAGUUGAGUUUACUAAUUCAAGAGAGAUGGAAGUAAUGGAGCUAGAACCAAGGGUAAAACCCUUAUCAUACAAAAUCAAGGGCAUGUCUCGUGAAGCCCCUUCACAAAAAGCACUUCAUGUUCUCGAUACUGAUCUUCGUUCUCACUGGUCUACUGGUACUAGCACUAAAGAAUGGAUUUUGCUCGAGCUAGACGAACCGUGUCUACUAUCACGUAUACGGAUUUAUAAUAAAUCAGUACUUGAAUGGGAGAUUGCAGCUGGGUUGCGGUACAAGCCAGAGUCAUUCGUUAAAGUUCGCCCCCGAUGUGAAGCACCUAGGCGUGACAUGACAUACCCUAUGAACUACACUCCAUGCCGCUAUGUGCGAAUAUCUUGUUUGCGUGGGAGUCCUAUUGCUAUAUUUUACAUUCAGCUAAUAGGAGUUUCUGUGCCUGGUCUGGAGCCAGAGUUUCAACCAGUUGUUAAUUAUCUUUUGCCACACAUUAUCUCUCACAAGCAAGGGGGAGAAAAUCUGCAUCUUCAGUUGCUUCAAGACAUCACAAACAGGUUGCUGCCAUUUCUCCCACAACUCGAGGCGGAGCUUACCAAUUUUACCGAGGCAGCAGAAUCUAACAUGCGUUUUUUUGCUAUGCUUGCUGGCCCAUUUUAUCCAAUUCUAUAUGUAAUAAAUGAAAGAGAAGCAACUAGAACUUCGUGUAACUUUCUUGAUUCAGAUGCUUCGAAAAACACCCUACCUCCAACCUUAACGGUUUCCUCCAAUUUUGAGGUCCAACCGAGGAAGUUACGUAGCCCUUCAUCAUUACUUCAGCCUGCUUCGAGUUUAGUUUUUCGUCCCGACACAGUCUUCAUGCUGCUCAGAAGGGGUUAUACAGAUCCUCAUCUAGGAUCUAUUUGCCGAAUGUUUUCUGGAGUUCUUCGAAAGCUCAUUGAACCUAGUGAACCACUAGAAACACCAGUUCCAUCCACUGAUUUGACAUCUACAGUUUCUGAUGAGACCAGCAAAGCUGAAGCAUCUAAUUAUAUGCUUUUAGCCGAUUACUCAAGCUUGUUUGGGGAGGAACUUAAAAUACCUGAGGAUCACUGGGACCCCAAUUAUGCUAAUGUCUUGGAUAUUUCGACCGUGGAAGAGGGGGUUCUACAUGUCCUAUAUGCAUGUGCGUCACAGCCUCUCCUCUGUCACAAGCUAGCUGAGAGUAGUUCUGAAUACUGGUGUGUUCUACCGCUGGUUCAAGCACUGCUUCCAGCACUUCGUCCUCCAGUUACCGGUCCUUCAGACCAUGUUGAGGACGGUUUUUCUCAAUGGAAACACCCAUUCGUGCAGCAGUCCCUCUGUCAGAUUGUAGCAACGUCUUCGUCUUCAGUGUAUCGUCCUUUGUUAUGCUCGUGCUCUGGUUACUUGGCAUCAUUUUCUCCAUCACACAGAAAGGCAGCUUGUGUUUUGAUUGAUCUCUGUUCUGGACCACUGGCACCAUGGAUAUCUGUUGUGAUUGCAAAGAUUGACUUGGCAAUCGAGCUGUUACAGGAGCUCUUAGGCAUUAUCCAGGGUGCUCGGACUUCUAUAUCUUGGUCUCGAGCUGCUCUUAAAUACAUCGUUUUGGCACUCUCUGGACAUAUGGAUGAUGUACUAGCUGUGUAUAAGGAUGCGAAGCAUAAAGUACUAUUUCUCGUGGAGAUGUUAGAGUCCUUUCUUGAUCCUGCCGUAACUGCAGCAAAGAAUACAAUUGCUUUUGGAGACGUUUCCAGCAUUUUCCUGGAGAAGCAGGAACAGGAUUGUGCUGUUGCUCUGAAUGUUAUACGCACAGCAGUGCGUAAAUCUGCUGUACUUCGGUCACUAGAAUCUGAAUGGAGACGAGGAUCUGUUGCUUCGAGUGUGCUUCUCUCUAUUUUGGAUCCAAACUUGCCAUUGCCUCCUGAUAUUGACCUUUGCGUAUGCCCUGUUACAAAAGUAUCAGAGCAAGAAGAGUCGGUUCGCUUUGGAGGAGCCUUUGCAAGACCCAAUGACCAAGAAGAAUCUGAUGGGAAAAGUGAAAUUCCGGAAAUGAAGAUAAACGUCCUGGAUGAUGCUGGUCUUUUCUUUGCCCCACCGGAAUUGAAAAGUGCUGCAUUGAGGAACCUUUCUAACUCUUUCACGGGACAUAGUCCGGAUAAAAACAGUAUAGAAUCCAAUCAUGAAAUUGUCAACAAAGGAGGUAGACAUCUAAUUGGGAAAAAUCUAAGCACGCACUUUGAGAAUGGUUUAGUUCUGGAUGUUGGGUUUUCUGUCGAAUACUUCAACUUGCAGGCUGAUUAUUUGCAACUUAUGAAUCAUCGAGACUGUGAGCUUAGGGCAUCUGAGUUCCGGAGUUUGGCAACAGAGUUGCAUUCACAACAUGAUAUUACUCCUGAGGGUCAUGAUGCUGCUAUUGAUGCUUUGCUUUUAGCUGCUGAGUGUUACAUAAAUCCCUUCUUUAUGACGGCCCUUAGAUCUCGUCCAAAAGUUAAUCUGACAAGUAUUAGCAUAAUCAGCAAUGUUAAGAAGGAUGAGAUAUCAGUACCAAGGGUUUGUGAAAUGAAGUGCAACGACUUGGAAAAAAUAUCACUUCUUGAAAGGAAAAGGGACUUAACUGUUCUCCAAAUACUCCUCGAAGCUGCUCAAUUGGACAGGGAGUAUCAGAGAAGGGUAUCUGGUGAGGAUCAAUGUUUACAUGAUAAUGGGGGCAUGGAACAAGGGAUUGAAGUAUUGACAGUAGAUGAGCAUGCUUCAGAUGCAGUUACUCUGGUUCGACAAAAUCAAGCUUUGCUGUGCCGCUUUCUGAUCCAACGGCUAAGUAAAGAACAUAGCUCAAUGCACGAGAUUCUCAUGCAGAGUCUGUUGUUUUUGUUGCACUCCGUCACUGAACUUUUCUGCUCUCCUGAAGAUGUGAUUGACAUUAUAUUGGGAUCUGCUGAAUAUCUUAAUGGCCGACUUUCAUCUUUCUAUCACCAGCUUAAAGAGGGCAAUUUGCAGUUAGAUGACGAGAAAGUACAUGGGAUACAAAGGCGCUGGAUUAUUCUUCAGAGAUUAGUCAUUGCAUCCAGUGGAGGUGAUGAAGGACCAGACUUUGCAAUGAAGGUCAACAAUGGGUUUCGGUUCAAAAAUCUGAUUCCUCCUUCCUCCUGGUUAAACCGGAUACCUAAAUUCUCUUCUUCUCAAUUCCCACUUGUUCGAUUCCUGGGAUGGAUGGCGGUAUCCAGUUAUGCAAAACAGUAUUUGAAAGAGAGACUGUUUCUUGUCUCAGAUCUCACAGAGAUGACGAGUUUGUUAUCAAUAUUUGCAGAUGAGCUUGCCCUUGUCGAUAAAAUAGCAAAAGAUGAGGCUGCAAAGUUGGGGCUGACCAGAGAGAAAACUGAUUCUCAGGCCAGUGAAGGGUUUGAACUUCAUGAAAGACAUGGGACCGGAUCAUUCCAUAUUAUUUACCCUGACCUACAUAAGUUCUUUCCAAAUUUGAAAAGGCAGUUUGAGGCUUUUGGGGAGAAUAUUUUGGAAGCUGUCGGAUUGCAGCUGAGGUCUCUUUCUACAACAUUCGUUCCUGAUAUGUUAUGUUGGUUUUCUGAGCUUUGCUUAUGGCCAUUCCUCGGCAGCGGAUGGGAUUGUUACUUGAACAGAACCACUUGUAAUCAUUUGAAAGGUUAUGCUGCAAAGAACGCAAAAGCUAUAAUCUUAAAUGUACUUGAGGCAAUAGUGGUAGAGCACAUGGAAGUUAUGGUGCCUGAGAUACCCAGGGUGGUGCAAGUGCUGGCAUCCCUAUGUAAAACCUCAUAUUGCGAUGUGUUUUUUCUCAAUUCUGUUUUACGUCUGCUGAAGCCACUCAUCUCCUAUGCUCUGAAAAAAGCGGCUGAUGAGGAACAUAUAGUGAAGGAUGACUCUUCCUGUCUUAACUUUGAGUCUGUAUGUUUUGAUGAGCUUUUCUGUUACUUGAAUAAUGGAAUUGGGAAUGAGGAUGGUGCUACAGAAAGAGUAUACCGUGGAGCACUGACCAUUUUCAUUUUGGGUUCUAUCUUCCCUGAUUUAUCAUUUCAAAGGAAGAGGGAUAUUUUAGAGUCCUUAAUUUUGUGGGGUGGUUUCACGAAGCACGAACCACCAUCUGCUUUAUAUGAUUAUCUGUGUGCAUUUCAGAAAGUAAUGGAUAGUUGCAGACUUGUACUAGUCAAGACCUUAAAAGAUUUCAACCUAAGUAUCCCAGUAAUGAAUCCACAAUUGCCUGUGGAAGGCUCUACUCCUGUCCUUGAUGAUAGGUUAGGAAUCUUUGGUAUUCAUGAUGGUAUCUGCGAUCAGUUUGAAGGUGCUGAGGAUGAUGAAGACCUGUCAGGUAAAAAAGUCCAGGCUUUGCAAGGUGAAGAAAUUGAUGAGUUUUGCAAAUGUUUAGAUGGAUUGAUUUCUAAGCUUUAUCCAACAAUCGAGCUCUGUUGGAAACUUCAUUCUCAACUAGCAAAGAAGCUGACUGUUACACUGUCCAGGUGUUACAUGUACUUUAAAUGCUUGUCAUCUCUGCAAAACUUUUACGAAAAUGAAAAGAAUGGUGGUGAAGAUGUGUGCCCAACUAUCACAAGUGAAUGUGCCGCACUUCAUUGGAGAAGUGGUCUUGAAGGGCUUGGGAGAUCUGUUUUAAGGCUCUUAGAAAACCGUUGCUGGCAGGUUGGGUCCACUAUGAUUGAUUAUUUACUUGGAUUGCCUCCAUAUUUUUGUCUCGAUAAUGUGCUGGGAUAUGUAUGUUCUGCAGUAAAGCAUAUUUGUUGUCACGCGCCAACCUUAGAAUGGCGCCUUCAGACUGAUAAAUGGUUGUUGAUCUUAGUCUCGAGGGGUAUCAGUAGCCUUCAUGAAAAUGAAUCCUCAUUCUUGGAUAUGUUCUCUACGAUGCUGGCUCACCCUGAACCUGAACAGCGAUCUGUCGCAUUGCAGCAGCUUGGGAGACUUGUAGGAAAAGAUGCAACAAGUGGAGCAUCAAAUUUAUCAUACAAGAUUCACGAUAUCAAAUUAACUGCAUCUGACUUGUCCAGUUCUGUAUCUGAGUCGGUUCUGUCUCUACUGGUAUCAAAUACGUGGGAUAGGGUAACCCUAUUGGCUUCAUCUGAUCCAUCAAUGGUUUUAAGGCUUCAUGCAAUGGGUAUUCUAGUUGAUUACGUUCCUUUUGCUGAGCGGAGUCAAUUGCAAUCUUUUCUUGGGGCGUCGGAUACUGUUCUUCAUGGUUUGGGCAGACUUGCAUACUCGGUAUGUGAAAGCCCGCUAACACAUCUCUCACUAUCCGUUCUUGCUAGUGCCUGCCUGUAUUCCCCUGCUGAGGAUAUUUCGCUAAUACCUCAAAAUGUUUGGAGAAACUUGGAUAUCUUAGCAACAUCAAAAUCUGAAGGAAGGCUUGGUGAUUUGGAGAAGAGGGCCUGCCAAGCUUUAUGUAACCUAAGAACAGAAGUUGAUGAUGCAAAAGAGGUCCUGAAAGAGGUUCUUUCUACAAGUACUUCUACUAAAGACAGUAACCCAGAUUUUGGAAGUACCCGUGAAUCUAUUCUUCAGGUCCUUGCAGAUUUGACUUCUGUUCGGUCAUUUUAUGAUGUCUUCUCGAAGAAAGUCGAUCGAGAGGCUAUGGAACUUGAAGAGGCCGAGAUUGAAAUGGACCUACUUCAGAAAGAACGAGCGCUUCAGGAAUUGUCUGGUGUUAAUAAAGACGAAACUCAGCAGAUUCCCCUGUUCUCUACUCAAAUGGAGAAUAAUAAAGGUCUUCAGCAAAUUAAGGACUCGAUUCGUUCUCUGGAGAAGUCCAUGCUCAGAGAGGAGAUAGCUGCUCGAAGACAAAAAAAACUUCUUGUUCAGCGCGCUCGUCAGAAAUUUUUGGAAGAAGCAGCAUUACGUGAAUCAGAGCUACUCCAAGAACUCGAUAGGGAAAGAACUACUGAAGUGGAGCGUGAGAUUGAAAGACAACGAGUGUUAGAGCUUGAACGUGCAAAAACAAGAGAGCUGCGCCACAACCUUGACAUGGAAAAGGAAAGGCAAACACAGAGAGAACUACAGCGGGAACUAGAGCAAGCUGAAUCUGGACUUACACCAUCGCGUCGAGAGUUCUCUUCAACUCCCAGUGGUAGGCAGAGAGAUAGGUACCGGGAUAGAGAAAAUGGAAGAUCAGGUCAUGAAGGAGGUAUUAGGUCAAGUAGCACUGGUCGAGAGAGUGGUCCUACUUCACAGACACCAAUUGGUGGCGCCAGUUCUAAUGUGGCAUCUAUUCCAACAGUAGUUUUAGGUGGCGGUGGUUCACGUCAAUUCUCAAGUCAGUUGCCAACUAUUCUACAAUCACGGGACCGUCCAGAAGAACGUGGUGGUGGCAGUUAUGAAGACAAUUUUGAGGGAAGUAGAGAUUCAGGUGACACGGGUAGUGUUGGCGACUCGGAUACAGCAUCUGCCUUUGAUGGGCAAGCUGGGGGUUUCGGGUCUGGGCAGAGGAAUAUAUCUCGUGGUAGCAAGUCUAGGCAGUUGGUGGAGCGUAGAGAACGAGAAGGAGGCGGGAGACGCGAAGGAAAAUGGGAAAGAAAGCAUUCAUGACAUGUUUAGGAUAAUCUGCCACCAAUAGUGGAUAAUUCUACUCCAGUUAUGAAAAAUGCAGAUGGGAGAAACAAGCUUCACGCCAAGUCUCACGUGGAUCUGCUAGUGUACAACAACUCGGAUGUUAACUCUGGUUUGAUUCUCUAGGUUGAAGAAACAAGCCUGGCAAUGAGUCUCUAGUGGAACUGCUGGUGUACUCUCUGAUGGUUAUUCGUGGCACUUCCUUCUUGACUGUCAACUCUUGAACCUCCAUAGAAGGCAUUCCCACCUCAAAGGCUUAAUGCAUGUUUUGAGUUGGUAGACCACCAAUGGAAUUGUGGCUUGCCGUAGAGAAGUUGGGUAAAAAGUUGGUGGUAGAUAGGAAGUGACUCUGGUUAGCAGCAGAUGGCCAAUACUAGUGCGGAUGCUUCACUAGAUUAGUGGGUCAGAUAUGAAAUGUACUUGGGAUCAGUUGGUUUUCUGGUAUCACCCUACAAUUGUUGUUGCACAGAUAUCUAAUGACAUGUUUCAUAAUGAAAAAUUUCUUAUUUGAAAUACCAAAUUGAAAAUUUUGGA